CCUCUUCAUCUCCCUCCACCCCCACCUAGCUCCCCCCACCCUCUCCACACCUAGGAAACAAGAGAGAGAGAGAGAGAGAGAGAGAGAGAUAGAGAUUAUGGGUAACUACAAGUUCAAAUUAUCAGAUAUGAUACCCAAUGCUUGGUUCUACAAGCUCAAAGACAUGGGAAACAUAGGCAAAAGCAGAAGCAAAAGCAGAAGCAGAAGCAAAAGCCAAAGCCAAAGCCAAAUCCAAAGCAUCAACAUAAACUCUCCUAGAAGAAGCCACCACCACCACCACCACCACCACCACUCAAGAAGAGCUUCUCCACUGAGCACCCCAAAGCCGCCAUUAUUCUCCCCACCACCCCAAAAAGCACUUCUCCCUAAAAGAGCUUCCUUCUACAUCUCCUCCCCCACCAAAAAGAACCUCCUCCUCACCACCACCACCUCCCCCUCUCCCUCCCCCUCCUCUACAAGCCCACCAACCCCACCAAGGAGAUCCAAGAAGAAGAGCAGGGUCCGGCCCAUAAGGCCCAAGAAGCCCACCAAGGCCGCCGCCGCUUCUCCGGCUUCCUCCGCCUGCACCUGCCGCCGCGUCUGGGAACCCGACACCCUCUCCGAUCUCUCCUCGCCUUCCCCGAAAAGCCCUUUUCACCUCCGCAACGUCUACGUCGACGACGCCGCAAAAGAAUUCGAAGACGAAGAAGCCGACGACGACGACGAAGGAGAAGAAGCCCAUGAAAGGCCCAUUAACGCCCACCAAGAAUACAAUCACGGGCUCCGUAAUUACUGCACCGUGACCUCCUCUGCCACCGACAUUAUAAUCGACGUUAGCAACAGCAGUCGCAGCGUGAGCAGUACCAGCACUAAACUCGGCGCCGACUUCAACGAUUUGGAGCUCCCCCCCAUAAUAACGAAGUCGGCAGACACGUGUCAGCCCGAGGACGAGCGCUUCGGGGACGCGGCGGAGCGGCGGCGGCGGAGCCCCUCCAACGUGAGCAAUUAUGCGGGGCUCCAGCGGCUUCGCGCGCGCGCGAACACCCCCCGCCUCUCCGGCGCGAAAAUCAAAGCACGGGUGUCGACGGCCCCGACCCCGACGAAGAGGGCUCUUAAUAAGGAGAGACUCUCGGGCACGAGCACCGUACGAAAUAUCUGUUAUAGAGAAGGCACUGUUGCGCAGAAGAGCUUAGGAGGCAGCUUUGUGGUGGUGAAGUCGUCGAUGGAUCCGCAAAGGGACUUUAAGGAGUCGAUGGUCGAGAUGAUUGUGGAGAACAAGUUGAGAAACUCCAAGGAUUUGGAGGAUUUGCUCGCGUGCUACUUGUCGCUAAAUUCGGAUGAGUACCAUGAUUUGAUUGUUAAGGCCUUUGAGCAAAUUUGGUUUGAUCUUAAUUGUAGGUAAUUAGAUUGUUGUAAAGUAAAAACAAAAAAAAACAAAAAAAAUGAGAGAGUAAAAUUAAUAAUUAAUCAUGUGAGUUAAUUCCAUGAUUAUGUAACUUGAUAUAGUUGAUAAAGUUUUGAAUAGUUAUAAUCA
This is a messenger RNA of Ananas comosus (pineapple), 1513 nucleotides long. Its product is annotated as transcription repressor OFP1-like. The record is from RefSeq and is a predicted model, not a curated record. NCBI's taxonomy places the organism in Eukaryota, Viridiplantae, Streptophyta, Magnoliopsida, Poales, Bromeliaceae. Gene Ontology annotation, molecular function: DNA binding. Gene Ontology annotation, biological process: negative regulation of DNA-templated transcription.